Molecule: messenger RNA, 3231 nt
Organism: Diospyros lotus (date-plum)
Lineage: Eukaryota; Viridiplantae; Streptophyta; Magnoliopsida; Ericales; Ebenaceae
Product: receptor protein-tyrosine kinase CEPR1-like
Exons: 2
Coding region: 153-3056 (967 amino acids)
Biological process (GO): hormone-mediated signaling pathway; protein phosphorylation
Cellular component (GO): plasma membrane
Molecular function (GO): protein kinase activity; ATP binding; protein binding
Source: RefSeq, a predicted model, not a curated record
UAUAUAUAUAUUUAUAAUUAAGCUUCUUCCCCAAUUCCCCCACCCCUGCCUAAUUUCUCUGCAACUACAACCUCACCUCCUCCAUUAAUACUCUCUCUCUCUCUCUCUCUCUCUAUAUAUAUAUAUAUAUAUAUUAUAGAUAUCUUUCUUCCAUGGCUUUUGAUUGUAUUUUCUUGCUGGUUUUAUUGCUACUUUCUCCACUCAACUGUUUUCCAGUGGCCGGCAUAAGUAAGCAGUCCCAAUUCUUCACUCUCCUGAAGAGUUCUCUCCAAGGCAAACCCUUGUCCGAUUUGGAAGCAAAACCCUUCUGCAACUUCACCGGAAUCGGCUGCAAUGCACAGGGCCACGUCGUCAGCAUCGACUUCUCCGGCUGGUCUCUUUCCGGUAGCUUCCCGGAGGACGUUUGCUCCUACUUGCCGGAGCUACGGGUUCUCCGCCUCGGCCACAACCAUCUCCGCGGCGGCUUCCCUUAUUCCAUCACCAAUUGCUCUCUCCUCCAAGAACUGAACUUUUCCAGCACUUCUCUCUCGGGCCCUCUGCCAGACUUCUCGCCGAUGGUGUCUCUCCGGUCGCUCGACCUAUCUGCCAACCCCUUCUCCGGCGACUUCCCGAUUUCAGUACUCACCAAUCUCACCAAUCUGGAGCAGGUGUACUUCUAUGAAAAUAGAAAGUUCAAUUCAUGGAAGCUGCCAGAGAAUAUUUCCCGGUUGGGAACACUCAAGUCCAUGGUUUUGACAACUUGCUCGCUGCAUGGUUCAAUCCCAGCCUCAAUCGGAAACAUGACGUCACUGACUGAUCUUGAACUGAGCGAAAACCUUCUCGUUGGCCGGAUUCCGUCGGAGAUCGGCAGGCUAAAGAAUUUACAGCAACUCGAGCUUUAUAAAAAUCAACUUGAAGGAGAACUCCCGGAAGAGCUCGGAAAUCUCACGGAGCUCGAAGACUUGGACAUGUCCGUCAACAAGUUCACCGGGAAAAUCCCAGAUUCCAUUUGCCGGCUGCCCAAGCUCAAGGUCCUCCAGCUUUACAACAACAGCCUCGACGGAAAAAUCCCAGAAUCAAUCGAAAGCUCGACAACACUCACAAUGCUGUCGCUUUACGACAACAUGCUGACCGGAGAAGUUCCGGCAAGGCUUGGAGCAUCAUCGCCGAUGAUCCUUUUCGAGAUUUCGGAAAAUGAACUGUCCGGACAACUUCCGGCGGAGGUGUGCAAUGGAGGUAAAUUGCUUUAUUUUCUUGUUCUGGGGAAUAUGUUUUCCGGGAAAGUGCCGGAAAGUUAUUCAAGAUGCCAGUCUCUUCUGAGGUUUCGAGUUAGUUCAAACUAUUUGGAGGGUCCAAUACCGGAAGGGCUUUUUUCUCUUCCCCAUGCUUCGAUCGUCGAUUUGGCUGACAAUAUUCUCACCGGUACGAUCCCAAAAAGAGUCGGAAAUGCCCAAAAUCUGUCGGAAUUGUUCCUCCAAAGCAACAGGAUUUCAGGGGUUUUGCCGGAAGAAAUCUCAGAAGCAACCAAUCUGGUGAAGAUUGAUCUCAGCAACAAUUUGUUGUCCGGUCCAAUUCCUUCUGAAAUUGGGACACUAAAAAAGCUCAAUCAACUGAUGCUGCAAGGCAACAAGUUCAAUUCUUCCAUUCCAGAUUCGCUUUCUUCAUUGAUAUCCCUCAACGUUCUCGAUCUCUCCAACAAUCUGUUAGGCGGGAAGAUUCCAGAAAGUUUAUGUGAUUUGCUGCCCAAUUCGAUGAACUUUUCUUACAACCUGCUUUCUGGGCCUAUUCCUCUUUCUUUCAUAAAUGGAGGAAUCUUGCUGGAAAGUUUUCACGGCAACCCGGGUCUCUGCGUUCCCCAAUACCCGAAUAAUUAUUCAUCGGAUUUAAACAAUUUCCCAAUCUGUUCUGAUCAUAAUCGAAAGAAAAUCCAAAACUGCAUUUGGGCAUUCGGAAUCUCGGCGGGGAUUAUUGUUCUCGGAACAGUUUUGUUUAUAAAGCGCUGGUUUGCAAGACAACAUUCCAUGGCCGAAACCGACGAGACAUUCUCGUCCUCGUUCUUCUCAUGUGAGGUGAAGAGCUUCCACGGAAUAACCUUCGAUCAACGCGAAGUUGUAGAAUCCAUGGUCGAGAAGAACGUGGUCGGCCAUGGCGGCUCCGGGACAGUGUACAGAAUCCAGCUCAGAACCGGCGAAGUCUUUGCCGUGAAGAAGCUGUGGAGCCCGAAAACGAAAGAUUCCCCGACGACGAAGAACCACGAUCAGCUCUCGCUGGACAAGGAGCUGAGAACGGAGGUGGAGACGCUUGGAAACGUAAGGCACAAGAACAUCGUGAAGCUGUACAGCUGCCUCUCCUUCCAUGAUUUCAGUUUGCUGGUUUACGAAUACAUGGCGAAUGGAAAUCUUUGGGAUGCUCUUCACAGAGGGAAGAUGGUUUUGGAUUGGCCGACGCGGCAUCAGAUUGCGCUGGGAGUGGCGCAGGGUUUGGCCUAUCUUCACCAUGAUCUGAAGCCGGCGAUCAUUCACAGAGACAUCAAGUCCACCAACAUUCUGCUUGACAUAGAUUACCAGCCCAAGGUUGCAGAUUUCGGGAUCGCCAAGGCUUUGCAAGGAAGAGGCAAAGAUUGCACCAUUACCGUCAUUGGAGGGACUUGUGGCUACUUUCCCCCAGAAUAUGCAUAUUCUUGCAAAGCCACAACCAAGUGCGAUGUGUACAGCUUCGGGGUGGUGUUGAUGGAGCUGAUAACGGGGAGGAAGCCGGUGGAAGUGGAGUUCGGCGAGAACAAGAACAUCAUAUACUGGGUAUCCAGCAAGCUGGAGACGGAGGAAGGGAUCAUGGAGGUUCUGGACAGACGAGUUUCAGGGUCGUUCAAGGACGAGAUGAUUAGGGUCUUACAGGUUGCAGUUCGCUGUACGUUCAGGAUGCCGGCGAACCGGCCCUCCAUGGCGGAGGUGGUUCAGUGCUUGAUCGACGCAGAUCCCUGCGGGAUAAUUGUUCAGAGUUGCAUGGCCUCCAAUAAGCCCAAAACGAGAACCGGCAAGUGCUCCGACCAUGACAGUGCCGAAUCCACCGACGUCUGAUCAUUUAUUUUGUCUCGCCGGAGGAAUAAGUGUGACAAUUAAUCACAUGCAAUAAUUUUGUAAACCAAAUUAUAUUAUAUAUUAAUAUGUAUAUACUAACUAAUUAAAGUUUUGCCUGCUGUAAACAUUUGAGCAAAUUAAUCAGUUCUUUAAUUUAGGCCAAUCUGUUUCUUUC